GUAUCGAAAUUAACUAGUAACUAUAAAUUAUUAGAAUAAACAUGAAGUUUUUGGGAGUGAUUCUAUUAGCUCUAGCAGUUUCAAGCACUGCAAGACACAUCACUCUAGAAGAUGUUAUUGAUUUUGAAAAGAAUACCGCGUAUGGAUAUCAUACAAAAAUUGGGAUACCAUUAGCUGAUAAAAUCCGUAAAGAAGAAGAUAACCUAAAACCAUCUAGAAUAAUUGGUGGAUCCCUCGUGGAUCUAGAAGAGUUUCCGUAUCAGGCUGGUCUUAUCCUUCGACUGCCAAUCGGGACGUCAAUCGCUGGUGCAGUCUUAAUAUCUCCGAAUACAGUUUUAACUGUUGCUCAUAUUUUUAAUGAUGCUGUAUUAAGUGUUACAACAGUCACCGUGGUAAUGGAUACAAUCAAUAUAUUCAUCUCAGGAAUAAGAAUUGAUACAGACGAAUACAUUUUGCAUGAAAAUUAUAAUCCUGCUACACUUAGAAAUGAUAUCGCUGUCGUCAAAUUACUUUAUAAUGUUGCUUUUACUGCCACUGUCAGUCCUGUGUAUUUACCCUUCGAAUCAAUAGAGGAAGAAGAUUUAGAUGGCGAGACUGCCAUCGCUUCUGGUUAUGGACAAACCUCCAAUAGUGGCAUCUCAAUACCAAUGCUGUUGAAUUCUGUGAAUCUAACGAUCAUGACGAACGAAGAGUGCGCUAGAGUUUUUGGCACGUUCAUCCAACCUACAAAUGUAUGUGCCAGCGGCAAUGGCAACGUGUGUCAGGGGGACGCCGGUGGACCUCUUGUUGUCUACAGAGACAUGAGACAUUUUUUGGUAUGUGUUUCGUCAUUUGGAACAGGCCGAUGUGAAACUCUUUCGCCAUCCGUCUUCACCAGAAUUACUUCUUACGUAGAUUGGAUCAUGGAACGUAUUAUGUAAUAUAAGAAGAAGAAAGAAGCUUAGAGAAGAAAGAAGUUUUGGAUACAAAGUGUGAUAUCAAACCAUUUUUCUGUUUGUAUAAAAUGCCAACGUAAAGCAACGUUACAAGGCGUUUCUGAAUAAAUAAGUGGAAUUAUAAUAAAAAAAUAUUUGAUUUCUUCUACGAAAACGUCAAAAACGUCUAUCGAAACCUAUGUAUAAAUAAACCGUGUGUAAAACAAUCGUAUAUAUCGUGGCGCCUUUUUAUCCCCGACGGUUUUGCCGAGGUGCACAUUAUGGCACGCAAUGCCACAGUACCAUGUACACCCACUUUUCACAAUUUAUGUUGUAAGUCCCAUGUAAUAGGUAAUGAGCCUAUUGCCAUAUACCGGGCGUAUUUACAGAGUCCGUGCUACUACUGAGAAAUUUUCGAAAAAACCCAGCAAUACUUCGCCCGACCGGGAAUCGAACCCGAGACCCCUUGCCCAGUAGUCGCACUUACAACCACUCGGCCAGCGAGGCAGUUAAACUUAUACAGGUAUAAAACAAAACCUAUGUAUAAACCAUGAACCUAUGUAGUAGUUAUAUUUAUCGUUGGUACAAUAACUGGGGAAAACAUUGAAAAAAAUCUUAUUCACGUCUUUAUUUAUUCAAUGUUAUAGUUAAAUGAAAAUAAUAUAUUAGAUUUAGGGAAUUGCGAAGUUUUAGAAUAAUAAGCAAGAAAGCGUGAUCACGAAUGAACUGUUCAAGUGCCGAAAUAUUGAAAACUCAUGGACAUAAAUAAACAUGGUAAAUAUCCCGUUUCAAGGUCCAAUGAUAGUGUUUGAAUUUAAUUUUAUUAUUUGUAUGUUUGAGUGUAAUGUUAUUUAUUACCUCGUUUCUUCUAA
Messenger RNA from Spodoptera frugiperda (fall armyworm), 1786 nucleotides. RefSeq names its product transmembrane protease serine 3-like. The transcript is spliced from 5 exons. Gene Ontology annotation, biological process: proteolysis. Lineage: Eukaryota; Metazoa; Arthropoda; Insecta; Lepidoptera; Noctuidae. The coding region runs from base 42 to 920 and encodes 292 amino acids. Gene Ontology annotation, molecular function: serine-type endopeptidase activity. The record is from RefSeq and is a predicted model, not a curated record.